AUGAUGUUCGGCCCUGGACAACGGCGACCUUGCACGUGCGAAAGCGGGCAGGGCAAGCGCCAUUUUUAUAUUGAAGGAUACGACUCAAGUAAAGGAUCCUCCUCGGAAGUCGAGCUGGUCAAAUGCGAUGAGGCAAAUAUUAUGCGGGCGCUCUCCAUUUUUCUCUACGUUAAAAACUGCGAGAUCUUCGUAUAUUUAAACAAAGCUGAAAACAAACGUUUUCUCAACUUUGAAAGAUCCGAGAUUAUGGGCCCGCGCCCGACCAUUUCGCUGAAUUGUCUCUGCGAAGACCAGCUGAAGUUAUCUCUUCUGGCCUUAGAUUGCUUGUUUCCAGGAACAUUUGCUUUUCUUUUUGCUUUGGCCGUUCAGCUCAGCUUCAAGGACGUCUCCAGCUUAUCUUCAAUGUGCGUGAAGGCAUGGAGCAAAGAGUAUCUCAAGUCCGUCCGCCAGUCGCUGUAUCCUGUGUCAAUGCAAUCAUAUAAGCAUAUCCACGGACAGCCCUAUCGCGUAUUGGUAAAAAAAAUUUACCAGCACACGAGCUCGAUAGUGAUGGGGUUGAAAAGGGCAAGUGACAGGAGCUUUAUUGUCACUCCUAUCGACUGCGUUAUCCACUCAGACGACCUACUGUUUAUCUUGUCGCGGGCAAACAACAUCGUCACAAAAGUGAUCCCUUUUUUGAAAACUUUCGGACUUAAAAAAGAGGCAAAACGGAGCGUCCGGCUCAGUUUACCCCAAGUGACGGUCAGAGCAGUAUCUACGCAUCCCAAUAAAGCCCAGAAACCGAUCAUUUCUAACCUUGUACAAACCCGUCCAGCAACACCAGCGUCUCCGUUAAGCGAUCCUUGGCUGCACUAUCCAGACGUUGCCGAGCCGUCGAGUACUAUUUUAACUUCUACUGAUUUGAGCCCGAUCAGAGAGGAAGUGCUCGGUUCUCAAUUUUUAAAUCAGGAUUACCCUAUAAACUUUCCUCCACUUCCCCAUGAGGGGGCUUCCGCCCAGCUUUCCUACUUGACUAAAACACCUUUAUCUUUAUCGGAAAGUACCCUCAAAGAUCCACGUCGUUUAAAAGAGGGGCACAUCAUUUUGUUUUCAAGAGACCAUCACAUCUAUUAUUUUGUCUCUCGCUUACGCCGGGCGAUUGUGACUCCAUCAUUUCUGAAAGAUAUUGUACUAUUAAGCCCCGACCCGCCACGCGAGUCUGUCUGGAGGCAGUACAGUUGUUUUGCCGAUGUUUGGUUUUUUCAGGGUCACCCGUACGACAAGCAAACAUUAAAAAGUAUCGGUCUUGAAAAAGCAAGUUUCUUUAUACUACUGAAGGGUAGGCAUCACGCAGAAGACCCAUGCGUUAGCGAUUCGGAAAAUGUUUUAUUAGCAAAGUUUAUUAAAGACUCGUGCAGCAGACCCGUUGGGGACCCGCCACUUCGCCUUGUAACCGAAUUAGACUGUCGAGGGUCUUAUAAAUAUCUGUGCAGUGACUUUUACACAUACGAAAAGUACUCCAUCGGAUCCCAUGUGGACUUUUUGUUCGAAGAAAGCUUCUGCAGCGGUAAAGUUUGGUCCAACUUUUUAUUGCAAUACUUGAUGGUUCCGAUGAGUUCAAACCAGUGUGUCUAUGAGUUUAUCUGCAGCUUGGCAGAGAUCGAAGAAAAUUCAGCAAUUGCCAACCUCCACAAAAUCGAUACUCCGGUAGAGAUGGUCAAUAAGCCAGUACAGUAUUUUUUUGAUUAUUUUUUAGAGAAACAUAACUUCCUGCUUAUUGGGAUACAACGAGCAGUGCAUUCAAUUUUGGAAAACACCGCUCCGUACAGCGUUUUAAACCCGAACAACAAGGCAAUAGUUUACGCGAAUGACAAACUGUUUCUAGUAAAAAUGGCGCAAACUAAAAGCUUGUAAUGUCACAUAAUUGGGAGUUUAAGGAAAGCGAAUAUAAAACAUGAUAAAAGGCUUUUAUAGUUUUAUAAAUUUCACUUUAGCGCAGUAAAGUGUCAGGGUUUAUCGACCUUG
Zophobas morio is the source of this 2004-nucleotide messenger RNA. RefSeq names its product potassium channel subfamily T member 1-like. Gene Ontology annotation, biological process: potassium ion transmembrane transport. The transcript has 21 exons. Gene Ontology annotation, molecular function: potassium channel activity. Bases 1 to 1893 code for a protein of 630 amino acids. Gene Ontology annotation, cellular component: membrane. Lineage: Eukaryota; Metazoa; Arthropoda; Insecta; Coleoptera; Tenebrionidae. The record is from RefSeq and is a predicted model, not a curated record.